AAUUUAUAUAUAGAUAUGCUUAAUCGUGUUAUUAACAUAGGAUUCCGGAAAGCAUUACCAUAAUACACAUUCUCAUCAAGAAGUAAACAACUUAACUUAAAUCAACUAGAUGGCCCAUAUAAUCCAAACAGAUAUAGACACUACCUUAACCCAAACUUUUUCUAAUCCAAUAAGGAAAUUGCUGACAUUGCCAAAUCAUAGUAAGUCCCUCUACCAGGUAUUUUAAAUUAAUUACUACUUCAGUUCGUAAUGUAAGACAUGUCAAUCCAGUCAGAUAAUCUGGUCCUCUUCCUCCUUAUGAUGGUCCCUAUACGUAAUUUUAUACUUCAUAUUGUAAAUUAGAAUGGAAGAUGUAAGAGCUGUUUGGUAGAACACUUCUAUUGGUAGAUAAGGAACAUGGAGUUGUUAAAUGGAUCCUGAUGAAAUCAUGAGAAGAGUCCCAGGUUUCUUACUCAUUCUAUUUUUAUAGGAAUAACUAGAAGAGAAGUUGAAAAGAUCUUAAAUAUGGGAUUAACACCAUAAGAAUAAGUUGAUUUUGCAUAUUUGGUUUAUAAUUGUGGAUUUGAUGUUGAUUAUGUCCCAAAUAGUGUUUAUGUUGCAAGAUAGGUUGUUACAAAUUCUAAAGGAGAAAAAGUUGAAAUCCUAUGGAAUGUCUAAGUACUUGAAGAUUUAGCUAAAUUACCUGUUGGUUUUGCUCCUGUGAGGGAAUUGAUUGAUUAUCAUUGGGAAAUUUUCCUUUGGUCAGAUCCAAUGAUCAAACCUACAGGUGAUUUGGAUCUUGGUGUUCCUAAUACUUGGUUUGAAUAUGAAUGUGAAUGUAAUUAUAUCCUUUUUAUAUCUUUUAUAGGGGGAGGUGAAAUGGUUGGAAUUGAAGAUUAAUUCAAUAUCCCAGAAAGUGAUAGAGUAUUCCCAUCUCCAAAAAAUCCAAAUUGUAGAAGAGAACUAUGGAAGUCUUAAGAUGAUAUACAAGAAUAAUUAGAAAUGGAAGGUAUAAAAAAGUUAAAUAAUUAUUUAGAUGAAAAUUGGUAUCCUAAAGGAACUUCAUAUAAUAUCUAUCAAUAAGCAGACUAUAAAAAAGUAACUAAAUCAGAUAGCACAUUUUAAGAGAAGAUAUGAUCAUUUAAACAUAUUCAUCAAAUUAUAUAAUCAAGAUGGGAU
This is a messenger RNA of Paramecium primaurelia, 1158 nucleotides long. Lineage: Eukaryota; Ciliophora; Oligohymenophorea; Peniculida; Parameciidae. The record is from the annotation of a GenBank genome assembly.